CUCAUUUAAAUUUUGAAUUUCCAGUUUCGAAAAACGGUGCAAGUAAACGUAAAUAGAGACGUGAAUUUAAAAUCGAUGAAACGUGAAAAAAUGGAUUUGAACGAGUAUAAGCAAGAAAUUGAUAACACAGUGAAAAGGUGUGAGGAGCCGUCGAACGGAGAUUUUGAUCGAAAAAUUAGCACUACUUUAGUGUUCUACGUGAACGGAAAAGAAGUAAAAGACAGCAAUGUGGAGCCCGAAUGGACACUGUUAUUUUAUCUCCGAAAUAAGCUUCGCUUGUAUGGAACUAAACUUGGCUGCGCUGAAGGUGGGUGUGGGGCCUGCACUGUCAUGAUUUCCAGAUAUGAUCGGCAACAAAAUAAACUCAUUCAUUUGGCAGCAAACGCAUGCCUGACGCCUAUAUGCGCAGUUCACGGCAUGGCCGUCACUACCGUCGAGGGUAUCGGUAGUACUAGAACCAAACUACAUCCUGUACAGGAGAGAAUAGCAAAAGCUCACGGAUCCCAAUGUGGUUUUUGCACUCCAGGCAUCGUCAUGUCCAUGUAUGCUCUAUUGAGGACAAAACCGUUGCCAACUAUGGAGGAUAUGGAUGUAGCUUUUCAAGGAAAUCUCUGCAGAUGCACCGGUUAUCGAGCCAUCAUAGAAGGUUACAAGACCUUCACAGAGGAAUGGGAAAGAUCACGAGUAACAGACGACGACUGCAAGGAAAGAACUUGUGCAAUGGGCGACGCUUGCUGCAGGCGUGUCUUUACAUCGGAGCCAGAAGAGAUUUUCGACAAAAGUGACUUUUUGCCCUACGAUCCGACCCAAGAACCGAUAUUCCCGCCGAAAUUGCAGCUAUCAUCCGUAUUAGAUGAUGAGUACUUGAUUGUCAAAGGUAAAGAAGUCACGUGGUACAGGCCUGUGAAUCUAAAGGACAUCCUAACAUUAAAGCAUCAGUACCCAAAUUCCAAGAUCAUUGUUGGAAAUACUGAAGUUGGCGUUGAAGUUAAGUUCAAACAGUUCAAGUAUCCUGUUCUUAUUCAGCCAACGAGGAUAAAAGAGUUGUGUGAUAUAACAGAGUUGAAUCAUGCCGUUAGAAUAGGUGCGAGUGUUACUCUAGUGGAAAUGGAAGAGGCACUGCUUGAACAAAUCAAAAACAAAUCUGAAGGGAAAACGAGAAUCUUUCAAUCAAUCGUCGGAAUGCUCAAUUAUUUUGCUGGCAAACAGAUACGGAAUGUUGCUGCCAUUGGAGGUAACAUUAUGACCGGUAGUCCUAUAUCUGACAUGAAUCCGGUAUUGAUGGCUGCAGGUAUUAAAUUAAACGUGUACAGCCUUGAACGGGGAUUCAGAUCAUUGACGAUGGAUCACACGUUUUUUGUUGGCUAUCGACGCAACGUCAUUGCGACAGACGAAGUAUUAUUGUCCAUUGAAAUACCUUACUCCACUCGGGAUCAAUACUUUGUCGCGUACAAACAAUCCAAGAGACGAGACGAUGAUAUUGCCAUUGUGAAUCUGGCGAUGAACGUCCUCUUCGAGCCGGGCACAAGCAUCGUAGCAAAAGCCUACAUGGCUUACGGAGGCAUGGCGCCGACUACGAUAUUAGCUAGGAAAACGUGUGACGCUAUGAUUGGAAAGAAAUGGAACGAGAAUUUAGUAGAAACCGCGACUGGAAUGCUCAUCGACGAAUUGCCAUUAUCAGGUGACGCACCCGGUGGUAUGGUCUUAUAUCGGCGUUCGCUUACUCUGAGCUUAUUCUUCAAAGGUUUCGUGUACAUAACGAAAAAACUACGAAACAGCAUCCACGAUGUGGACCCCAUACCAAAAGAGCUUGAAAAUGCCGGUGAUGGCUUUCAGUAUCAGCCACCAAGUAGUUCUCAAUAUUUUCAAGUGGCACCAAAGGAUCAAGUCGAUACUGACUUAAUUGGUCGGCCCAUAGUUCACAUAAACGCAUACAAGCAAGCAGCCGGCGAAGCCAUAUACUUAGACGACAUACCAAAAAUAUCUGGGGAAUUGUACUUGGCUUUCGUUUUAUCUACGAAAACUCACGCCAAGAUUAUCAAUGUCGAUCCAUCAGCAGCUUUGGCUAUGGAGGGUGUCGAAGCGUUCGUAGAUUCAAAAGAUAUACCGGAGCACAGAAGAUUCAUUGGACAGAUAAAGUACGAUGAAGAGGUUUUCGUUUCGAAGAUGGUCACGAGCCAAGGGCAAACACUUGGUGCAAUAGUUGCAGUGGAUCAAGUCACUGCGCAGAAAGCAGCUAAGUUGGUCAAAGUUGAGUACGAAGAGCUCAAGCCAAUCAUUACAAUCGAGGAAGCCAUAGAGGCCGAGUCCUUCUUUGCAGAACCGAUUGUUGUAUCCAACGGAAACGUUGAUAAAGUAUUCGCAAAAGCUGAGAACAUUGUGGAGGGAGAAAUAAGGAUUGGGGGUCAGGAACACUUUUACUUGGAAAGCCAGUCGGCUUUGGCGAAUUUCAGAGAAGAGGGUGAGCUUGAGCUUUUCUCCUCGACGCAAAACCCAACGGCGAUCCAAAAACUUACGGCCCAUGUUCUGGAUCUUCCCAUUAACAGGGUGAACAUUAGAGUGAAAAGAUUAGGAGGUGGAUUUGGAGGAAAAGAGACGAGAGAGGCCCUCGUGGCUUUACCAGUGGCCGUAGCAGCUUACAAAUUGCGAAGACCGGUCAGAUGUGUGUUGGAUCGCGAUGAGGAUAUGAUGAUAACUGGUACGAGACAUCCCUUCCUAAUGAGGUACAAAGUGAGUUUUACCAAUGAAGGACUAAUAACGGCAGCCGAAGCUCACCUUUACAGUAAUUGUGGCUAUUCUACGGAUUUGUCCACAGCGGUACUCGAAUGCGCAAUGUUAUACUUUACAAAUGGUUACAAAUUUCCGGUUGCAAAAGUCGUAGGUUACAUGUGCAAGACCAAUUUACCAUCUAAUACGGCCUUUAGAGGUUUUGGCGGACCCCAAGGAAUGUUUUGUGCUGAAAACAUUGUUCAGCACGUUGCUGAUCACCUUCAACGAGACUACGUUGAGAUCGCAGAACUAAAUUUGUACAAAGAAGGAGAUAAAACUUUCUAUAAUCAAACAGUAGAGAACUGUACGCUUAGAAGAUGUUGGGACGAAUGUUUGCACUCGGCAAAAUACAAAGAGCGUCAAAUUGCUGUGAAUGAAUUCAAUCAGAAUAGCAGGUACAAAAAGAAAGGUUUAUCCGUCGUACCAGUGAUGUUUGGCAUUGGCUAUGAGGUGUCUUUUCUCAACCAAGGUGGGUCCCUUGUUCACGUGUACACGGAUGGUUCUGUUCUUUUGAACCACGGUGGAGUUGAAAUGGGCCAAGGAUUGUACACAAAAAUGAUUCAGGUGGCAAGCAGAGUUUUAAAAGUGAAGCCUGAAAAAAUUUACACUGCAGAAACAUGUACGGACAAAGUCCCGAAUACCGUAGCAACGGCAGCUAGUUUAGGAUCCGAUCUCAACGGAAUGGCCGUUUUGAAUGCUUGCACAAAAAUCAUGAACCGCAUCAAAUACAUCAUCGACGAAAAUCCAAAUGGUACUUGGGAAGAUUGGGUGACGAAGGCGUAUUUGGACAGGAUAAGCCUUUCGGCAACUGGUUACUACCGUACUCCGGAAAUUGGCUACGAUUUCGUAACAAAUUCGGGAAAACGUUUCAAUUACUACACAUUCGGUGCCGCUUGUUCGGAAGUGGAAAUCGAUUGUCUUACGGGAGAUCACGAGGUUUUGAGAACCGACAUCGUCAUGGAUCUCGGAGAGAGCUUGAACCCAGCGAUAGACAUCGGUCAGGUUGAGGGUGGAUUCAUGCAAGGAUAUGGAUUAUUCACCCUGGAAGAAAUGGUUUAUUCACCCACGGGGGUGGUGUUCAGCCGCGGACCGGGGGUCUACAAAAUACCCAGCUUCACGAAUAUUCCACGUCAGUUCAACGUUUCGUUACUUAAAGGCUCGUCCAACCCACGCGCAGUAUUUUCCUCAAAGGCUGUAGGUGAGCCGCCGUUAUUUUUGGCGUCGUCGGUAUUUUUCGCCAUCAAAGAAGCCAUCAAAGCUGCCCGAAAGGAUGUGGGUGUCCAGGGGCACUUCAGAUUUGAUUCACCAGCAACGGCGGCUCGCAUUCGUAUGGCGUGCGUCGAUCACAUAACAAAACAGAUUGGAGAUGGCGAUGCAAAGAGACCGUGGAAUAUCGUUCCCUGAUUUACGUCGAAACGCAUGCAAAUACGGGAACAAUUUAUUGUUUGUACUUACUUAUACAUAUAUACAUUAAUAGUUACAUGAUUAUACAAUUGUUUACAAAGAAAAAAAAAUUCUUUAAUAUCUUCAAGACAAACAGAGAACGGUGUAUAAUGUUUACUAGAUAUACGACUUCUUUUGCUUGGUAAUAAAAAGUUAUGUAACAAAAAAAAAAGACAUUGUA
Copidosoma floridanum is the source of this 4393-nucleotide messenger RNA. Its product is annotated as xanthine dehydrogenase-like. Lineage: Eukaryota; Metazoa; Arthropoda; Insecta; Hymenoptera; Encyrtidae. The record is from RefSeq and is a predicted model, not a curated record. Gene Ontology annotation, molecular function: iron ion binding; 2 iron, 2 sulfur cluster binding; FAD binding.